UAACCAAAUCCAUCAGAUAAUCUCAUUGAUUUUCUACUUCUUACUUUCUCUUCUUUGAUACCAAACUUCAUCUUUCAUAUCUUAUUCUGUUUCCUCUGAAGUCUUUUUUUUAGCAGAUCUGAAGUUCAGUUUGUUUGUUCCACUUACUAUCCAUAUGAAACUCAUCAUUGAUAUCUUGUAGUUGUUACAAAAAAGCACACCAUUCAUUUUAUUGCUUCCUCUAAGUAUUUCUUUGGGAGAUCUUUCAAGUUCUUCAGUUUGUUUGUUCCACACACUUUCAAAUCUCAGUUUGUAUUUGUGCUGACAAAGAUCUCAGUUUGUUCUCACACUUUUAGAGGCUUUAAGACUUGUGCUUUAGGCUCAACAUAUCAUGGCAGAGUUGGUAGCCGGGGCAUUUCUUCAGUCUUCCUUUCAAGUGAUUAUUGAGAAGUUGGCUUCCGUUGGUAUCAGAGACUACUUUAGUAGUAACAAUGUUGAUGAACUUGUGAAAGAACUUAAUAUUGCACUUGAUUCUAUCAACCAAGUACUAGACGAAGCAGAGAUAAAGCAGUACCAAAACAAAUAUGUGAAGAAGUGGCUUGAUGAACUUAAACAUGUUGUUUAUGAGGCAGACCAACUAUUAGAUGAGAUUUCUACUGAUGCAAUGAUAAAUAAGCAAAAAGCUGAAUCUGAACCACUUACCACCAAUUUAUUGGGUUUCGUUUCAGCUUUAACUACAAAUCCAUUUGAAUGUAGGCUCAAUGAACAACUGGAUAAACUAGAACUUCUUGCAAAGCAAAAGAAAGAUUUGAGAUUGGGAGAAGGUCCUAGUGCUAGUAAUGAAGGCUUAGUCAGUUGGAAACCUUCAAAAAGGUUGUCGUCUACAGCUCUCGUGGAUGAGUCAAGCAUAUAUGGUAGGGAUGUUGAUAAGGAAAAAUUAAUCAAGUUUUUACUUGAAGGCAAUGACGGUGGCAACCGGGUUCCAAUAAUCAGCAUAGUGGGUUUAGGAGGGAUGGGGAAAACCACCCUUGCUAAGCUUGUGUACAACGACAACAAGAUAAAGAAGCAUUUUGAACUUAAAGCAUGGGUCUAUGUUUCAGAAUCUUUCGAUGUUUUUGGACUCACCAAAGCAAUUCUCAAGUCAUUUAAUCCUUCAGCAGAUGGUGAAUACUUGGAUCAACUCCAACAUCAACUCCAAGACAUGCUAAUGGGAAAGAAAUACUUGCUUGUUUUAGAUGAUAUAUGGAAUGGGAGUGUAGAAUAUUGGGAGCAGCUACUACUUCCGUUUAACCAUGGAUCUUCUGGAAGUAUGAUUAUCGUGACAACACGUGAAAAGGAGGUAGCAUGUCAUGUUCUAAAAUCAACCAAAUUAUUUGAUUUACAACAAUUGGAAAAAAGCAAUUGUUGGAGAUUAUUUGUGACACAUGCUUUUCAAGGAAAAAGUGUGUGUGAAUAUCCAAAUCUUGAAACAAUUGGGAGGAAAAUAGUGGACAAGUGUGGAGGGUUGCCUUUAGCUAUAAAAUCAUUGGCACAACUUCUGCAUAAAAAAAUUUCUGAACAUGAAUGGAUUAAGAUAUUGGAGACUGAUAUGUGGCGUUUAUCAGAUGGGGACCACAACAUUAACUCAGUACUAAGAUUGAGUUACCAUAAUCUCCCUUCGGAUCUAAAGCGUUGCUUUGCGUAUUGUUCCAUUUUCCCCAAGGGCUAUAGAUUUGAAAAAGAAGUAUUGAUCAAGCUUUGGAUGGCAGAAGGUUUGCUGAAGUGUUGCGGAUCAGACAAAAGUGAAGAAGAGUUUGGUAAUGAAAUUUUCGGUGAUCUUGAGUCAAUUUCAUUUUUCCAGCGAUCAUUUGGUACAUAUGAGGACUAUUGCAUGCAUGAUCUUGUCAAUGAUUUAACAAAAUCAGUGUCAGGAGAAUUUUGUAUGCAAAUAGAGGGUGCUAGGGUGGAAGGUAUCAAUGAAAGGACACGUCAUAUUCAGUUCGCUUUUUCAUCACAAUGUGGUGAUGAUUUAUUUUUGACGAAUCCAAACGGUGUUGAUAACUUACUAGAGCCAAUUUGUGAGCUUAAGGGACUACGAAGUCUGAUGUUAGGACAAGGCAUGGGAGUUGUAAUGUGUAUUACCAACAACAUGCAACAUGAUCUAUUUUCAAGACUAAAAUUUUUGCGGAUGCUAACAUUUAGUGGUUGGCAUCUCUCAGAGCUUGUGGAUGAGAUAGGAAAGCUAAAACUUUUGCGUUAUCUAGACCUUACAUACACUGGUAUUAAAAGCUUACCUGAUACCAUUUGUAUGUUGUAUAAUUUGCAAACACUCUUGUUAAAAGACUGUUAUCAAUUGACUGAGCUCCCUUCAAAUUUUUCCAAACUCAUCAAUUUACGUCAUCUUGAGCUCCCUUGUAUAAAGAAAAUGCCAAAGAAUAUGGGAAAGCUAAAUAAUCUUCAGACCUUGUCAUAUUUUAUUGUGGAAGCCCAUAAUGAAUCUGAUCUCAAAGAUUUGGCAAAACUCAACCAUCUUCAUGGAACAAUUCAUAUUAAAGGGUUGGGUAAUGUCAGUGAUACUGCAGAUGCUGCCACAUUAAAUUUGAAAGAUAUAGAAGAAUUACAUACUGAGUUCAAUGGCGGACGAGAAGAAAUGGCUGAAAGUAACCUGUUGGUUUUGGAGGCUCUAAAACCAAAUAGCAACUUGAAGAAGCUCAACAUUACACACUACAAAGGUAGUAGAUUUCCAAAUUGGCUAAGGGGUUGUCAUUUACCCAACUUAGUAUCUCUUGAACUUAAGGGUUGUAAGUUAUGUUCCUGUUUGCCAACACUUGGACAACUCCCUUCUCUCAAGAAACUUUCCAUUUAUGACUGUGAAGGAAUAAAGAUCAUUGAUGAAGAGUUUUAUGGCAAUAAUUCAACAAUUGUUCCAUUCAAGUCCCUUGAAUAUUUGAGAUUUGAGGAUAUGGUCAACUGGGAGGAAUGGAUAUGUGUAAGGUUUCCUCUGCUUAAAGAGCUUUAUAUAGAAAAUUGUCCUAAAUUGAAAAGAGUAUUGCCUCAACAUCUUCCAUCUUUACAAAAUUUGUGGAUCAAUGAUUGCAACAUGUUGGAGGAAUGUUUAUGCCUUGGAGAGUUUCCUUUGCUUAAAGAGUUUUUAAUAAGAAAUUGUCCCGAAUUGAAAAGGGCUCUUCCUCAACACCUUCCUUCUUUACAAAAACUGGGUGUAUUUGAUUGCAACGAGUUGGAGGAAUUGUUAUGCCUUGGAGAGUUUCCUUUGCUUAAAGUGUUUUCUAUAAGAAAUUGUCUCGAAUUGAAAAGGGCUCUGCCUCAACACCUUCCUUCUUUACAAAAACUGGGUGUAUUUGAUUGCAACGAGUUGGAGGCAUCAAUUCCCAAGAGUGAUAAUAUGAUAGAGUUAGAUAUACAGAAUUGUGAUAGAAUUUUGGUAAAUGAAUUGCCGACUAGCCUGAAAAAGUUACUCCUUCGGCGAAAUCGGUACACGGAGUUCUCCGUGCACCAAAAUUUAAUCAAUUUUCCCUUUCUUGAAGCGUUGGAGUUGAAUUGGAGUGGCUCUGUGAAAUGUCCUUCUUUGGAUUUACGUUGCUAUAAUUUUCUUCGUGAUCUUUCAAUAAAAGGCUGGUGCUCCUCCUCCUUGCCUUUGGAACUACACUUGUUCACCAAACUUCAAUCUCUGUAUCUGUACGAUUGUCCAGAGCUGGAAUCCCUUCCAAUGGGUGGUUUGCCUUCCAACUUGAUACAACUUGGAAUAUACAAUUGCCCAAAACUGAUUGGUUCGAGAGAGGAGUGGGGUUUGUUCCAACUCAAUUCCUUGAAAUGUUUCACUGUUGCUGAUGAGUUUGAAAACGUGGAGUCCUUCCCAGAGGAGAAUCUGCUGCCACCAACUCUAGAGAUCCUUCAAUUGUAUAAUUGUUCAAAGCUAAGAAUAAUGAACAAAAAGAGUUUUCUCCACCUCAAAUCUCUUAAUCGGCUAUAUAUUUUAGACUGACCUAGUCUUGAGAGCUUGCCAGAGAAGGAGGAUCUACCCAACUCCCUUUCUGAAUUGGAUAUUAGAGAUUGUGGAAUAAUAAAGGAGAAGUAUGAAAAGGAGGGAGGAGAGCGUUGGCAUACAAUUAGUCACAUCCCUUAUGUGUGGAUUGACUAUAUUCAACAGAAAUGAGAUGUUAUGGGUCCCACUUUUGGUGGUUCUGAAGGCUAAGAGGGAUUCUGAGUUUCGAAUGGUGUGAAGAGUGAAGGCAAUUUGUUUUUGUAUGCUUUGGACAGUGUGAGGGUAGUUUUGGAAAUGAUGAUUUAUUUAUUGGACUGCGGUGAUUAAAUUUAUCUUCCUCCUCUUUAGGUAGAUAAGGCUUUGUUCUUGCUGCAAAAAAGAGGUAGCAGGGCACACACAUUCGCAACAAAGAAAUUUCAGUUUAUGUUUCUUUCAUCCAACGAUGAUUUGGAUUCGAGAUAGAGCCUCAUGAUCAUGUGUGGAAGGGAAGAGUCUGACAUUGUGUGAAUUCCAUCCAUUCCAAUUUGUUCAUGGUUUGUAUUCAAGCAUUAUAAUGAAACAUGUUUCACUUACUUUUAUAAGUGUCUUCUGAAACUAUGUUUCAAAGCUGUCUGCAACAAAUUGACAUACACCAUAAUCUGACUUUAUGGCCCAUCUUUUUUAUUCUGUUUACGCUGAUUGUCUGUUUUUCUUGUGUCUUUCCGGGAAACAUGAGACUUGAGAAAAAAAGCCGAUGAAUUACUUGCAUCAACAAAUUACAUGGGAAUUACAUGGUGAAUGGGAGCUUCCAUGGUGUUUGGAACACAGUCUACGUGAUAAAUUGGUUUGGAACUUCGGAUCCAAACAUGUUCACUGCUAUGUGCAACAGUUCUUCAUUGUAUCAAGGACCAGCUUAACUAUAAGACUAAGACUGGACCGCAUUUUAUAUGCUGCCAAAUGUAACACAGAACCAUUACUCCAAUUUAUGCCUAAGGAAUGAUGAGUCAGCAUACUUUGAUGGAAAUGAACUGCUGGACAGAAGUUUGUUACUCCAAGUGGAAUAAAUAUGUGUUUCAGACAGAGAAUAUCAUUGUAGAGAUGUUUCAGACAGAAUUUUGUUACUCCAAGUGGAAAUGCACCAGAAGUUGACUUGUCAAUUUAGUGAAAUUCAAUAAAACUCUACUUUCAUUGCUGUACUUCUGAUUGUAAUUCAAUACUUUUUCUCAGUUUGUGAAUAGGUUUAUCUAUCUAUAUCACUAGUAGAAGGUUCUCCUGUGCUGAUCAAAAAGCCACAAUGGUUCAUUAGUGUAUGUUAACUCCAGUGGGUGUAGGAUAAGCUCAUAUAUUAAUCACUGUAAUUUGAUAGUGUGAGAUGUUUACUGAGUCUUUAAUUUCUGCAUACUGUCACUCUCUUUUGGUAAUAUAAAUUGCAACA
This is a messenger RNA of Medicago truncatula (barrel medic), 5375 nucleotides long. RefSeq names its product putative disease resistance protein At3g14460. The record is from RefSeq and is a predicted model, not a curated record. Bases 371 to 3961 code for a protein of 1196 amino acids. NCBI's taxonomy places the organism in Eukaryota, Viridiplantae, Streptophyta, Magnoliopsida, Fabales, Fabaceae. The transcript has 6 exons. Gene Ontology annotation, molecular function: ADP binding.